AUGGAGGAGAAGAUGAGGCCGUACCCGGCCACCGUGAACGACGAGGCGAUGUACUCCCACGCCAAGGCGGUGGCCGAGAGCAUGCUGGGCGAGGCCAACGUGAAGGUCCGGCCGCAGGUCAUGGCGGCGGAGGACUUCGGCUUCAACGCGCAGAAGAUCCCGGCCGCCUUCUUCAGCGUCGGCGUCCGCGACGAGGGGACGGGGAAGGUCCACCACGUGCACUCGCCGCACCUCCAGAUCGACGAGGGCGCGCUCCCCAUCGGAGCCGCGUUCCACGCCGCCGUGGCCAUGGAGUACCUGAACAAACACGAAUUGGUCGAGUGGGAGUUCAAGAGCAAGACGGGAAGAUGCACGCCUGUGGCCAUGAUGCUCACGUGGCAAUGCUACUCGGAGCUGCUAGGCUGCUACAGUCUAGGAGGGACCUUUUCAAGACCAUCUUCGCCGUGCACGUGGACACCGCCCUGUCGGUGGGCACCGUCGGCUCCAGGCCAGGCCCGGUUCACGGCGACCAUCACGGGGAAAGGCGGCCACGCGGCGGGGCCCCAGCACGUCGUCGACCCGAUCGUCGCGGCGUCCUCCGCCGUGCUGGGCCUCCAGCAGCUCGUCGCCCGCGCGACCGAUCCCCUGCAGGGCGCUGUGGUGUCCGUGACCUUCAUCAGAGGCGGCGAGGCUUUCAACGUCAUUCCGGAGUCUGUGACCCUGGGUGGCACCUGCCGGAGCAUGACAACCGAAGGCCUGUCCUACCUCAUGAAGAGAAUCCGAGAGGUGGUAGAAGGUCAGGCCGCCGUGGGGUGGUGCACGGCGGCCGUCGACUUUAUGGAGGAGAAGAUGAGGCCAUACCCAGCCACCGUCAACGACGAGCUGGUGUACGGCCACGCCAAGGCGGUGGCCAAGAGCAUGAUCGGGGAGGCCAACCGGAUCCCGGCGGCCUUCUUCAGCGUCGGCGUCCGCAACGCCGAGACGGGGAAGAUCCACCACGUGCACUCGCCGCACCUCGACAUCGACGAGGCCGCACUCCCCAUCGGAGCCGCGCUCCACACCGCCGUGGCGAUCGAGUACCUGAACAAACAGGCGUCUGCGCCAAGGCCAAGCUGCAGCUAG
This is a messenger RNA of Miscanthus lutarioriparius, 1101 nucleotides long. The record is from the annotation of a GenBank genome assembly. Lineage: Eukaryota; Viridiplantae; Streptophyta; Magnoliopsida; Poales; Poaceae.